AUGAUAUCAAGUGCCGAAAACACUUCUCAAAACCACCCGAAGCUUAUAAUGAUGGACCAGGUAUACAUUAUUUUUGAUGUGGACUGCGAAGGACAUGCAACAGAAAAAGUACAUAUUAGUAAAGUAGCACGUGCCCCACUCGUUGCCUUCCGAUUUCAGACAAACGCACCAACUCGAUAUAUAGUUAGCCCGAAAUCUGGUGUACUUGAUAACAGAAAUCCCCUUCCGGUGAAAAUCAUAUUGCAUGGUAACCAUUAUAAUCCAAAUCAUAUGCUUUUAGUGCAAGCAGUUGAGGUUAAAAGAAAGGAAGACGCUAAAACUAUCUGGGAUGAUCCAAAUCUUGACUGCUGCGAUGUCCAAACGAUUCGUUUCCAGCUUGGUACAACCAUUGUUAGCAUCAACAAAGCGUUAGGUUUUGACGACACAACAAAGAAAGUCCAAGCCUCCAUCUCACAAGCAUUGCUUCUAAGUCGAAGAGUUGGUAAGGAAAAAGUGCAAGAACUCGAAGAUUUAUUGGCAAUGCUGAAAGCAGAUAAGGAAAUACUUAUACAUAACAUUGAACAGACGGAAAGAUUGAAGAACGUGAUCAAAUCGCAAUUGAAACAGAGGAAUGAUCUUGCUGCUGAUUUCACCUCAAAAACGUCGAAAUUGAAAGAGGAAUGUGAAAAACUCAAUGAGGAGAUGGCUAAAAACGAAUGUGAACUCAACAACAUUUAUAACAACUUUCGAUUGGACGCGCCUUCGUCUCAGUAG
Molecule: messenger RNA, 753 nt
Organism: Necator americanus (New World hookworm)
Lineage: Eukaryota; Metazoa; Nematoda; Chromadorea; Rhabditida; Ancylostomatidae
Exons: 9
Coding region: 1-753 (250 amino acids)
Source: RefSeq, a predicted model, not a curated record